Molecule: messenger RNA, 1189 nt
Organism: Branchiostoma belcheri (Belcher's lancelet)
Lineage: Eukaryota; Metazoa; Chordata; Leptocardii; Amphioxiformes; Branchiostomatidae
Product: HIG1 domain family member 2A, mitochondrial-like
Exons: 3
Coding region: 95-454 (119 amino acids)
Biological process (GO): mitochondrial respirasome assembly
Cellular component (GO): mitochondrion
Source: RefSeq, a predicted model, not a curated record
UAGACUCCCAAACGAGAGUGCGGUAGUUGAAAUAGUGGCCGAAUACUCCGAAAAAUCAAAGGAACAUUCCUCCCUUCCGAACACCAGCAAAGUCAUGGCGGACAGAAACAGCAAGGACGCUUCAGCUGGCGAUGCUUACGACGAUUCUUCCCUUCCAAACCCUUACGCAGGUUUACCAGAGCAACCACCGCACAUUGAAGGUUUUCAGGUAUGGCGUGCCCCAGCACAAGAAGGAUUUGCAGAAAAGUUCAAAAGGAAGACAAUGGAGAACCCCUUUGUCCCCAUUGGCUGCGGUCUGACGGCAGCUGCCCUGAUCUACGGUAUUGGCACUUUCAGCAGCGGAAAUAGGAGAAAGUCACAGACCAUGAUGCGAGCACGAGUGGUAUUUCAGGGCUUCACCAUUGCAGCUAUCCUGGUAGGGGUGGCCGUGAAUGGCAUGAAGUCCAAGAAGUAGACCACACCACUGUAGUAUUGUACCAGGCUAGACAUCAAGUUCCAUGCAUUGGUGCAGCUUAUGUGACUGACUUUGCUGGGAACAACUGAGAGGAAUGAGGCCCUGCAGUGAGCAGAACAACUUGCAGUACUAGUUGUAGCCUGUAAAACUAGACACCUUCGCUGCUGUGUAAAUCAUAACUUUCUCUACACAUCUCUCCUGUUCACAGUGUUCAUGUUAAGGUAGUGUAAGUUUUGGAAGGACACAAAUGGAAGUGUGAUGAGGAAUGAGUUUUGUACUAAUGUGUACAAUGUAGUUGAGAUCUAUGUAUGUCUCACUAGGUAAAGAAAAUGUAAUGAAGACUAAAGAUUGCUAAAAAGUAAAAUAACUUCUGUGUGGAGGUUAACAUUUUUAGUUAAAAAUUUUCAAAAAGAAGUUUUGCUUAUUGUGUUGCAGAAUCAUGAUAUUUCUUGUGAGAGUCAUCUCUGUAUAAAUGGUAACAAGUGUGAUGUGUAGCAUUGCCAGUGAUGUAUUUGUAAGGAGUAGUAACAUAGAAAAAUAGUUAUGGACCAAGAACUUUGUGUCAACAUAAUGGACAAUUUUUGUAAAUGUAAUGUUGAUAAAAAUGUAUAAAAAAAUGCAUACUGUCAUACUUGGAAGUGUAAAUCCAAGACUUGCCACAAUGUGUAUAAAAGAUGCAGAUUACUUCAAAACAGUGAUGUUUUGUAUGAUACCCUGUAACAGUAAUAAAGGAAA